This is a messenger RNA of Micromonas pusilla CCMP1545, 1378 nucleotides long. RefSeq lists its product as uncharacterized. The record is from RefSeq and is a predicted model, not a curated record. The coding region runs from base 224 to 1378 and encodes 384 amino acids. The transcript has a single exon. NCBI's taxonomy places the organism in Eukaryota, Viridiplantae, Chlorophyta, Mamiellophyceae, Mamiellales, Mamiellaceae.
GGACGCGGAGGGGAAGAAGGCGAAGAACGCGGACAAGAACGGCGCGAAGAAGCAAAAGGCGAUCGCGGGCGCCAAGGCGUCGGGCGCCAAGGCGAGCGACGUCGGCGGCGCCGCCAAGACGUCCAAGGGGAAGAAGCGCAAGGCGAGCGACGAGCUCGCGUUCGGCGGGCCCGGUGCGAACAAGCGCGCGAACGACCCGGACAUCGCGCACGCGGCGGCGCAGAUGAUGGGGCAGUACAACCUCCACGCCAACGGCCAAGGCGGGAACCACGCGGCGGCGGCGGCGGCUGCCGCGGCGGCGGCGGCUGCCGUCUUCGACGCGACGCUUCACAACAUGCUCAUGUCCCCGACGAACGGGAACUCCAACGGCGCCGCGGGCGCGGGCGCGGCGCCGUCGCCGUUCGGCACGGGCACGACCGCCGCGGUGCAGCAGCUGUUCGCCGCGUCGCCGUCGCUGUAUAACAACGCCAACUCGAACGGAGCGCCCUCCCCCGACGGAAAGUCUGGCCGACCGUCGCCGUUUCCGAUGACGGAGCUCUUCGAGUCCAUGCACGACGGCUCGCCGACGGGGAAGUCCAACGGCGCCGCGUCCCCGCUCGGGGCGCUGUCGACGAUGAUGGCCACCGGCGCGAGCCCGCUGCUCGGGAACUUCGCGGGCGGGUCCCCGAUGAACCUGUACAACGCGUUGCUCUCCUCUCCGGGGGGGAGCAUCCUAAGGAAGAACACGGUGAUGCGCAGCGGCGCGACGCCGGCGUCGAACGGCGCGAACGCGAACUCGAUGGCGCCGCCGAGGACGCAGGGUGGCGGGGAGAAGACCGCGGGGGGUAACCCCGAAGACGCGUCGCCGUCCAUCUCCGGGUUUGGCUGGUUCGACACCCCCGGCCGCGGCGGCGCGGCGGCGGCGAAGGCGGGGCGAACCCCCGCGGCGAAAGAGCCGACGCCCGGGCGGACGACGCGCGCGUCCGCGGCGACGAACGCGGCGGCGGCCGGGCCGCCGAGGAUGGCGAACGCGGAGCUCGCGGGGCUCGCGUCGCCGCCGCACGUCAAGGGCGGCGGCGCCGGCAUCCCCGGCCGUCUUUCCUCGAUUUUCCGUCGAGCGCCGAGCGGGAACGAUUUGAAGACGGCGAACGCGAUGAAGGGCGGGAAAGAACCCGCGGCGUCGGACGACGUCUUGGAAGUCAUGCGUCAGCUCGAGGAGUCCAACGCGGGGCUGUACAUGCAAGCGGAGGCGGUGAUGGCGCGCGAGGCUGCGGAGGAGGAGAAACGCGGCGGACGCGCCACUCGGGCACACGGCGGGGUGGGCGGCGAGGACAAGGGGAGCCCGGGCGCGGGGGGCGGGAACAAGUUUUCGCCGUCGCAGUACCUCACGGCGAUGUGA